This is a messenger RNA of Procambarus clarkii (red swamp crayfish), 6288 nucleotides long. Its product is annotated as protein FAN. The record is from RefSeq and is a predicted model, not a curated record. Gene Ontology annotation, molecular function: protein binding. Lineage: Eukaryota; Metazoa; Arthropoda; Malacostraca; Decapoda; Cambaridae.
CGUCCAUGAACAAACACUGGGGCGAAGUCGAGUGUGAAGUAAGGUGAGGACGGGUCGGGACGCGUUGACAAUCAGCUGUUGGAGGCGCUGUUGGCUCACACGACUGGCGUACAUCUUGCCCUAUUGUAGAGGCUGUAGGCCUAGUGGGCGAGUGUGGCCCCGGCGAUGGUAGCGUGCUGAGUGUGCUCGCCUCACCAUGGACGGCGUCGACCGAUUUUCAUUACUUCUGCUUGAGCCUGGAGAGAUUUACUUUGAAGAUUUUGCAGCCAUCUACAUUCUUCCCGAAGAGAGUGCUAAUAAUAAUGAUGGGUGGGCAGAAAAAUUUGAGAAUAGGCUGCUGAGAGGACGUUUGAAGGUGUGUUCGAAGUCUCUUGUAUUUGAUCCACGGGACAUGCGUGCUCCAAUUAUUAAAUUUCCAUUUCGCACAUUUGAGAGAGUUGAAGAAAGCAAAACUACUCUGACUAAUGAACUGCUUUACAGUGAGGGGGAAAAAAGUGUUGUUGAGGUGACCUGCAGUAUGACAGUGGAGAUGCUGGAGGGAGGAGUCUUGCAACCAUACAAGUUCUGCAGAGAAGAACACAAACACAAGUUUCAGCUGAUAUACGCAGAGGUAACGACAGUUCUUCCACAGAUUUGUCAGCUCCAAAGAGCUUCAACAUUGCCUCCUAAUGACCAAAAUACAAUGAUUCAAGCCAUCGUCAGAUCAAGACAAAGUAGACAGAAGUUUGACAGAGCGUUGCUAGAAGACCUCUCAGAGACUGAGAUCUUUGAGACCAAAGCCAACAAAGUGACGCCAUUAGUAACCAACCCAGGCACUGUGCUCCUCACUACCUCAAUGUUAUACUUUCAGCCUCAUAAUAAUGCUGACAAGUAUCCUGUGAUAAAAAUCGGUCUCUCACAUAUCAGACAAAUCAUCAAACGACGCUAUCUAUUAAGGCAAGUGGGUUUGGAAGUAUUCUGCCGAGAUCAAUGCAUGGUCAAACAUCUGUUGUUGACAUUUAAGGAGUCUGAGUGUAGAGAUAAGCUGUACAAGUUCCUGACACAACAGGAGAGAGUAAAUAUGGAUGACAUGCGUCAAGACAAUAUGAGUUACCAGUGGCAGGCGGGAGCCAUAUCAAACUAUGACUACCUCUCCUAUCUCAACAGUCAGGCUGAUAGAAGUGAGAAUGACUUGACUCAGUACCCAGUGUUUCCCUGGGUAUUGGCAAACUAUGUGAGUGAGACCCUCGACCUAUCAGAUCCUGGAAUAUAUCGUGAUCUGUCCAAGCCCAUAGGUGCUCUCAAUGAAGAAAGACUUAAAAGAUUAAAGGAGCGUUGCAAGGACAUGCCAGAGCCAAGAUUCUUGUAUGGCUCGCACUACUCUACACCAGGCUUUGUGUUGUUCUACCUCGUGCGGCAGUACCCCCAGUAUAUGCUCUGUCUGCAGAAUGGCCGCUUUGAUCAUCCUGAUAGAAUGUUUAACAGUCUUGCUGAAACUUGGUGUAAUGUCACAACCAAUCCGUCAGACUUCAAAGAACUUAUACCAAACUUCUACAAUUUGGAUGGAUCGGCUGACUUUCUCACAAAUUCUCUACGAAUUAACUUCGGUGUAAGGCAGAAUGGAAAGCCAGUCGCCGAUGUUGAAUUACCUCCAUGGGCAAAAGAUUCCCGCAGUGUGAUAAAAAUAAUGAGAGAAGCUCUUGAGUCUGAACAUGUCUCAAAUAAUUUACAUUUCUGGAUUGAUCUCAUAUUUGGCUUCAAGCAAAAUGGUGAAGAGGCAGAGAAAGCUGACAAUUUGUUUUACCACCUCUGCUAUGAAGGAUCUGUAGACUUGGCUGCAAUUACAGACCUCAACGACAGAUUGGCAUUAGAGGUCCAGAUCACAGAAUUUGGGCAGGUACCGAAACAGCUCUUCUGUAGACCACAUCCUCGAAGGUCAAGAUCAUAUGGCCUUUAUGAUUCUCUUCAUCUGAAUAAUGUACUUGGAAGUACAUUAAAUUUUGUGGAAGAUUCUGCAGAGUGCAAUGAAAGUUGUGUUGGAGGAUCCAGCCUAACUGUCAGAAAUCUUUGGCAAAGGUUAACAGAUCUUCAGCAACUGCAAGAAUGUAAAGGGCAUCGUGAUGUCGUCAUGGGAGUUGCAUUUACAACUGACGCACAACAAGUCAUGUCUGUUGCUCAGGAUUCACUGAUAAAGAUGUUCACUGUGCCCAAGUUGGAGCAGAUGAGAAGUGUUCGUUUGAGCUCGAUGGCAACGUCGUGUUGUCUUCACCUGCCCGGCACCGAUGUUGCUGUUGUGGGCUCGUGGGAUAAUAAUGUGUAUACGUACAGUCAGGAAUAUGGUCAAGUGUGUCUGCUACUAGAGGCUCACUGUGAUGCAGUCUCGUGUAUGCAGUGGACUAACAAUGUUCUUGUCACUGGUUCGUGGGACUGCACUGCAAGGGCUUGGUCAGUACGUGGUAGUGCGGGGGUUGGUCGAAGACACGAAGAAAACACGAGAGGUGGCAUGAUGUCCGCUUUAUCUGCUGGUCAGAACAUUAUCUGUGAGAUGGAUCAUGAUUCUCCAAUCUUGUGCGUGGCCCUGCACCCAGAAGGGAUGCUCCUAGCCACUGGCAACCAGGAUGGCAUAUUGACCAUCUGGCUGCUGCCCGAUGGUGACCUUGUACAUCAAUUAAAUUGUCAUGAAGGGGGUGUGAAUGCAGUUGUGUGGAGCGCAGCCGACGAUCGCUUAUUAACGGGUGGGGAUGACGGAAAUCUGACCAUCGUUGAAGCUUAUCAAGGCACAAAAAUUUGUGUGCAUAAUCUGCAAGAAAAUGUAAGGUGUGUGGCAUGGGAAGGACGUCUGGUGAUUGCAGGUGGAGAGAGUGGCGACAUCAUCAUGUUUGAUAUGGGAACUGGCUUGGUGAUAAAGAGAUUUCCCGCACACAAUGGGCCUAUUACAUGUUUAGCAGUGAGUCCCGACAAUCUCCAUCUGGUGACCGGCAGUGAAGAUCGCAAGGUUAUACUGUGGGGUUUAAAUUCCUGAAGUUUGGGAUUAGUCUUGUGACUUUUUCAUUAUACCUCACUUAAAUUGCCUUGGCCUACAUUCUCUCCCUGCAAGACAAGUUUCUCUGGCCAGAAGAUGAGCCUUGUGGAGAGAGUUGUUGAACUUGACCAAAAGCAGUUAAGGUAUUAUAGGUUUUAACUCAAAGUAUUUUUACUAUACUGUUUUAUUUUUUAGAUUUUCCUAAACAUAUUUAUUCUACAAUUAAAAACAAAGACUGAAAAUUGUGAUACCUGGUAGAAAGUAGAUAUAAUAUUAGGCAAGCUUUUAAAUGAACCUUUCAUGUAUUCAUUGUGAUAUAUUGCCUAAAACAGGACUAAUCUGAUAUUUUAUGUGAUAUGUAGUUUAAUAUUUUAUGAGUAAAUAGAUUUUAAGGAUGAAAGUUGAAUAAGUCCAUUUUCAGAAUACAAAUAUUAUUUAUGGCUGCUGUAUGCAAGAACAGUAAUUCUAUGCUAAGAAGUAAUGCAAUUAUUUGUUCAAUACUACAGUAAAGUGCCCAUAGAUAAAAAUGAAUAUUUUUUCUUGGGGCAUCGAUUUAGCUAGAGUAUAGUUGUCUGGGAAUGGGAGUACUGACUGUGAUGGAUUUGGAAACUUCAGGAGUAAUGAACUGUUUCAACUACAUAGGGACUGUUCUACCUGGAGAAUAAUGGUCUUGUCAAUAUCUUACCAGGGGUGUCUUCAAGGGUUAAACUAAAUUAUGCAAGCCAAUUUGUGUGUUUUGACCUGGACUCUUAGGGUUUAUAACCUUGUAGGCAUCUACACCAUACAUUAUUGCAACAAUUCCCAGCUAGAGAUUGUGGUACUUCAUGUAUCUUCAUGUUAUCGACUGCUUUUUCCGUAAUGUGGCAGAUUUUAAUAACCAGCCAUAGUUUACAUAGAAUGCAUUUAGCUAUUAUAAAAGUAACUUUGUAUAUUCUCAUGUUCUACUACAGCAUUUGUAAUUUGUUGCUAUCCUUUGAUGGAAGCUUGUUGCUUACAUUUGACUUGUAACAUUAAUGCUUAAUCUUUUAAACAUUUAUUUUCACAAUAAAUUAGAUUAAAGAAGCUGUAGCUACUGAAAUAUGCACUUAUUAAAUCUACAGCAGGGGAAGAAAUGAGAGUUCUAAACUACAUGACAAUAUGUCAGCAUAGUUUUUUUGCGUUAUAGGAUGUUAAUAUGCAAUUUGUUACCAUAACUGAGUAGGUGGUGGCAACAAAACUAAUCAUUCCUCUGUACCAAGCCCUAUUGUACAAUUGCAACGUAGUAUAAAUUGUAGUAGAUUCUCUCUUGAAGUAUUAAAUUAUUAAAAGCAAUCAACCAAACUGGAAAUGGCUUUGUAUAGAAAUGCCUCGGACCAUUGUCUACCGAGAUAAGAUUUCCUGUUUAAAAUGUGCAAGUGUUAUUAGAAGUGGAAACUUAAAGAAUGCUCUGCCUUAUGAAAGCCAUGGGGUAAGUCAGAAUGUUUGAGAGAUUCAUUUAAAUUGGAUAAUGUUUUAAGUGUUACUGUAAGGAAUGGAAAAUGUUGGAAUCUACUUUUUGAAUUCAGGGGUUAGGCCAUUUUAGUUUUGUAGCAUUUUAAUUUUAAUAUGGUAUGGUAUUGCUAAACCUUUUGGCAAGAUGACAUGAGAACACAAUGAUAAAGGCUUAAACUUGUAGCUCUUAUAAAUGUGUAAACUAUAUGAUGGGGAAAAAAAGUAGACAUUUGUGAUUUGUUUAGCAUGACAUUUGGAUUUUAUGAAAAUAUCAUAGUUGAAUAAUGGAGUGUUGAUACCAAUGUCCCCUAGUAUAGUGCUACUGUCUCCAUAACUAGAGGUCUGUCAUGUCUGAAAUCUAAUAUUUUUUACCCAAAAUGAUGCAGUCCUGUGGUUUUGAAAUCAUAAUAGAAUGGAAUAUAGUUUGGAUUUUCAACUCAUUGAAUAUGUAAUAAACUUGUGUAGACAGGUUACUGUGAGAAGAGUAUAUAUGGUUACAUGUGUUAAAAUUUAGUACAUUGUUGCAUGUUUGUGUGCAUGUAGAAUUUUAGCAGUUAGCAUGUUAUUAACUUGCUUAAAAUUUCAAUUUAUAGGUGUAUUUAAGUAAUGUGUAACAAAUAAUGUGAUAUCAGCAUUAGUUUGUUUGCUGAAUAUGUAAGCUGCAUCAAGGUACAUUUAAGGUGAACACACUCAUGAUUUCACAAUGCCUUCAAAGUUUGAAUUUUUAGGCUUGUCAAUAAUAUUCUGGCCCAAUUAUGCCUGAUGUAAGUGAAUGUGUCGGGGUCACACGACUUAACACGGUGCUCUCAAUAGUCUGCACAAAUAUUUGCAGUAGAAGACAUAUCUUUCAUGCUAAAUCCUGAAUGAACUUUUUUGUCCCCCCCCCCCCCCCCCCCCCCCCCUUUUUUUUUUUUUAAUACUGUGUAUAUGUCUCAGAUCUUCCUCUUACUAGUUGGUAUUAGUUAAAUAGGAUCUAUUGUUAGCCGAGGCUACUAGUAUUGUGUAUAUAUAGUCUCAUCUCGACAAAAUAUAUUUUUGCAUUCCUUGAAAUAUCCCUGCUUAAUUUUACUAUUGGUAGUGGUAGUUUGGUGGAUAAUACAGUAAUACAUGUCAUAUUUUGUUAUCUCAUGGUUUAUACUUGUGUACUAGGAGAAUGCACACACAGGGAGAAUUGAAUCACAAUAAAUGUUAAUAUUUUUUCCAUAGCACACAUUAAACAUGUUCUUGAAGUAUUGCCAUAACAGGGGUAUAUGUUUCUGUACAGUAUUACCAUUAAACGUGUACAUGUAUCACUGUAGUAUUGUUAUUUUAUGCAGUUGUACAGAGCAUCCGAGAAAGUUAAUACUUGUAAGACAGUGUGGAUCUCGGAUGCAGUCAAUGUAAAAUCAAUAUUCGUAAAACAGCAUGGUUCUCGGGUGCCGUCACUGUUUAAAUGAAAACUAAUUUAACAACUGUCAAAUUAGAUAUACAUUUUAGAUGUACUGUACUUAGUUUCAAAGUACAUAGUUUAUAUAUGCAUUAAUUUAAACACCAUUAAAAAAUACUUUGUAUUGUACAAUAUGCUUGUAAUUAGCCAGUAUACCAACGUGGUUUUCUCAAACUUCACUCUGAUCUACAGUCGUGUGUGUGGAAUAAAUAUUAACAGGUGGUGGUGGUGGUGUAUAUACUGUACUGUAAGUACGCUUCAACUCUUGUCUUUAUCUCAUAUAUUGUAAGUGUAUCCCUGGCUAUAUGUAUUUAUUUUCCGAUUAUUUUUUUAAUUUUAUAAAUUCCUGAAAUUUUAAUUUCAAUAAAAUACUAAUUAACAGGUUAUGUAA